Messenger RNA from Aedes aegypti (yellow fever mosquito), 2097 nucleotides. Its product is annotated as synaptic vesicle glycoprotein 2B. Lineage: Eukaryota; Metazoa; Arthropoda; Insecta; Diptera; Culicidae. Bases 229 to 1815 code for a protein of 528 amino acids. The transcript has 4 exons. Gene Ontology annotation, molecular function: transmembrane transporter activity. Gene Ontology annotation, biological process: transmembrane transport. The record is from RefSeq and is a predicted model, not a curated record.
ACGCUAAAGGUACGCCAUCUCCACAGACUACAGCCGCUUUCGGUUUAACCGAGUGGACCAACCCUAUUAGCCGCGCAGUAGACGAUGAUGGCGUUUCCCCGAGAUAGUGCCAGAAUUGUGGCAUCGCUGGAUUAACCAAAUUGUUGACAAUGCUUUUGCAACCGGCUGGACAGAUUUGGAACACCGACAAACGGGUAGUUCGGCACAAUCAACGUAAGUGGCAACAUCAUGGCCACGGUCGACCCGGACGUUUCCAGAUCUACGGAACGAUGUCUAACCUUCGAAGAUGCUCUCUCCAUGGCCAAGUUCGGUGCGUUCAACGUCGUUCUGAUGGCCAUCUCCGGUGCGAUCUUGACGGCGUUCCUGCUGGAAACAAUCGGCAUAAGCUACGUGAUUGCUGUGGCCGGAUGCGAUCUGCAGCUUUCGACCUCGGACAAGGGAAUCCUCAGUGCGGUGGGAUUUCUCGGGGUGAUCGUCAGUUCGCACCUGUGGGGUUUCUUGGCAGAUACGCAAGGUCGCCGCAAGGUGAUCGUUCCGACGCUGUUCCUGACGUUCGCCAUCACAAUCGUGUCCAGUUUGAUGACCAAUUUCUGGAUGCUAACGGUGUGUCGGUUUAUGGCUGGGUUUUUUAUUUCUGGAUCGUCGGCAACGAUCUACGCUUAUUUGGGAGAGUUUCACAACCAGCAAAAUGGAUCCCGCGCAAUCAUGGGAGCAUCGUUCGUGUUCGGAUUGGGUUGUAUCCUGCUGCCGGCGAUCGCCUUCGCGGUGAUCAAUCAAGAAUGGGAGCUACCGAUCGUACCUCUAGGUGUUGUCUACCGCCCGUGGCGAUUGUUCUUGGUAGUCUGUAGCGUGCCCGGGUUGAUCAGCGCCUUCGUUUUGCUGUGGUUUCCGGAGAGUCCCAAAUUUGUACUGAUGCAGGGUGAUAUGGACCAGACGAUAAAAACCAUUCAGUGGGUUCAUCGGUUCAACCGUGGAAGAAAGGCGGAACCGCUCGUGAUUGAUUCGAUCUUAGCGGAAACGGAAGCUCAACAGUCCAAGGCUCGUCGGGCUGAAUUGCAAAACAUGAAGGGGAUCGGUGCGUUGGCAAAGCUGGUCUGGAACCAGACGGCUCCACUCUUCAUGGGUUCGUUCCUCAAGAAAACCGCGAUCGUGUGCUUCCUUCAGUUUGGGACCUACUUGACGUCGCAUGGAACGUACAUGUUCUUCCCAAGUAUACUCGAUCAAGUUUUCAAAGCUCAAGAAACCGGCGAGGAGCGAUUCAGCGUUUGCGAAUUAGUCUACGAUCGAGCUAAUACGACGAAUACGGAGACGGACACGGAUGACGAGUGUGUGGUGCAAACUUUGGACGUUACCUUGUACGAAAUGUCGUUCAUUUUGGAGGUGAUCUACGCCGCGGGCUUCGCCAUCAUUGGAUUGAUCAUUAACGUGGUCGGAAGGCUGUCGAUCUUGGUAUUUGUGUUCGGUGGAUGUGGAAUUGCGGGUUUGCUGAUCAUCUUCGUUGAAAUUCCAAUGGUAUCGGUCUGGUGCUACAUGAUUCUGGUGAUGUGCGGAUUUGCAGGCAGUAUCGUGAGUGCGAUCACCGUGGAUUUGUUUCCGACGAAUUUGAGAGCAAUGGCCGUUUGCAUGUCUUCGAUGUUCGGACGUCUCGGAGGUGUUAUCGGAUCGAACCUUUUCGGCUUACUGUUGGAAAGUCAAUGCGAACUGACCUUCGCCAUCCCCGGAAUUCUACUGAUCACUUGUGGACUGUUAUCGUUCUUCAUUCCGAAUAUCCAUCAGCGGAUGCGAUCGAGGAACAGCAUUUCGUCGAGGUGCUAGUCGAGUAAGGCUAAAUUACAUACUUACGGAAUUUAUUGUAGGACAGGUUGAGUGUUCUGAUUCCUUAACUAAAAAUAAGCCACUUCUGAACGAUCAAGAACGCCGAUCACUGUUUGGUGCACGACUAAAUUUGGAUCUCAAUCAAUUGCCAUUAAUUGUUUUGCUAGUCCAACUCGAAGACUGUUUCAAUUGACUGAGCGUGAUCCAGUUGAAUCUGGAAUUAAUUUGCACCGCGACUAAAUUAUGAUAUGUAAAGUCUGCCGAUGAAACUACUUAAGAUGA